AUUGUGUAUAAUUCAAAGAAAAAGAAAUGUUUUCAAGAAUCCGUGGGCUUGUAAGUCGCCACAGGCGAAAGUUUAUAGUAGGAGGUAUCCUAGUUGGUAGCGUUUUUUUCAUAAGAUACACGGCACGCAAGCUUCGAGAAUGGCAAGAGAAAGAAAUAAAAGACAUGCUGGAGAGAUCAAAACGAAGGCAAUACUUCGAAUGUACAGAACGGGCGUGCAGUCAAAUGAUAGUGUCCCUCACGUCGAAUUUACGAGACUCGAUAAUAAAGGUUUUGGAUACAGACGCCAUUAUAAACAAACUUAGAAACGGUUGUCCAGAUAAAAUAGCUUGUUGGAACGAGUUGAAGGUUUUAGCGAUCGCUAGAUGUGCUACAGUAGUAUAUUCGUAUUCUGUGUUAGCAACUUUGAUAAGAAUCCAGUUUAACGUGAUGGGCGGUCACAUAUACAAGGACAUCCAGAAUUCGAAUAAUUCUACUACGGAAAAUGUUGUACAGACGAAAUAUAUGUCGCUCUCGCGUCACUUCAUAUACGAAGGAAUCAAGAAACUGAGCUCGCUCAUAAAAGACAAAGUGGCCGAAAUAACAGCCUCGAUAUCUCUGAAAGACGAAUUGACUCUAAGAGACCUAGAACAAAUAUAUUGGACCUUGAUGUCUUCUAUAUCUGCAGAUACUUCCAAGGAUCCUAUAAAGAAUCUUGCUGAGUAUACGCUGCUUGCUAACUGCGAGGAAGAACAGACGCCUAUUUUAUUGAAAUUAUUCAAUGAGACUCUGGAUCUUCUGGAGAGUGAAGAGAUACAAACUCUGACGCAAAGCAGCAUCAGAAGCGGUUUCAAUUUAUUGGUGGACCAUAUUUCUGCAUUCUUUGUUAGUUCUUCUCCGGUAGAAAACGGCAAGCCAGUUCAAAAUGGGAUUUCGAUGCCAGGAACUUCGAGGCAGAGUAGUGUAAGCAUGAACUAUGAUUCAAGUUCGUUUAUAAAUAUUAACAAAGUAUCCAUGCGAAUGGCGAAGAUAAUACCGAUCAUAAAUGGGCAAGUACCGGAUAAACCAAGCUCAGAAGACUUUCAAACCGAUUUGUUGCAACAUCUUAUAACGAAUAACGAACUUAAAACGCUUGGAGCGAACAUUUACGAAGCGUUUAGUUUUUAAAUUCAAUAUAUUGAAAUUGUGUCGUUAUAAAAAACUGGAGAUAUUGCUGAACGUAAUUCUAAAUACGUCUUAAACACCAUAAAAGUAUAUGAAUGUAUCUUUUAUAAUGUACUGUAGUAAAAUGUUGUUAUAUGUAUUUAAAAUACGCUUAUAUCGUUGUGAUGGUCCUAUCUUAAAAUAUUCGGGGGGAGAAAACGGGUUUUUACUGUUAUAAUGCAACAAUAGAAUUGUAAAAAGCUAUUUCAAUGUAUCCACACAAUAAUGUAAUAUACUUAAGAAAGUAUACACUUUUAGAAACUAUUUUUAUUUGUUUUUUUAAUGUUUUAAGUAAGAAACAAAUAAAUAAAUUACAGAUAAAAAGUA
Molecule: messenger RNA, 1508 nt
Organism: Ceratina calcarata
Lineage: Eukaryota; Metazoa; Arthropoda; Insecta; Hymenoptera; Apidae
Gene: Pex3
Product: peroxisomal biogenesis factor 3
Exons: 1
Coding region: 27-1145 (372 amino acids)
Biological process (GO): protein import into peroxisome membrane
Cellular component (GO): peroxisomal membrane
Molecular function (GO): protein-macromolecule adaptor activity
Source: RefSeq, a predicted model, not a curated record